Molecule: messenger RNA, 693 nt
Organism: Gongylonema pulchrum
Lineage: Eukaryota; Metazoa; Nematoda; Chromadorea; Rhabditida; Gongylonematidae
Source: the annotation of a GenBank genome assembly
UUGCUGAAAGAACGAGAACGACUGAAAAUGAGCAAUGAGGAGGGUACUUUGUCCGAAGAAAUAGGAAUACUAGCUUCAGUGGACGAGGAAAACUGGCGCAAACAAGGAGACCGAAUCCGGAAGCAACUCGCAAUUGGCGAUCUCAGUAGGUUUGCAAAAGCUAAUAGCAGGAGCUUGCAACGAAAGAUCGAUGAGCCGUUAGUAUUUAUUGUGCGUCACAAAUUUGGCCGCACUGAUGGGUACGAAACGAAUUGGCUUUUGCCCCAAGUACAGCAUGAAACAGGCGAAACACUGAAACAGACUGCAGAGCGUUGCUUAAAAACAGUGAUUAGCAAUGAAGUGGAAGUGGAAGGCUUGAGCAAUGCACCAUUUUCAGUGUAUUCGUAUAAUUAUCCCUCGCGAUUGAGAGAACUGCUAAAAACGCAAUCACGAAGCGCCGUAGUAUUCUUCUUCAAGGCGCUUCUUACUUCACGGACUUCACCAAUGGUAAAUAGAAAGGAAGUUUCGGACUACAAAUGGGUCAGUGUGGACGAAUUUGCAGCGGAAAUACGGCAUAAAUCGGCCUAUGCACGUGCUUUGUCCACCCUCUUCCCGUCGUAUUCUUCAUCGAAGAGUGGCCGCAUAAACGAUAUUGAAAAAAUCAUUAAAAUGAAGAGAAAAGCGGUGCCCGAGAAGAUGCAAGCCAGCGCUUAA